Caenorhabditis bovis is the source of this 1566-nucleotide messenger RNA. The record is from the annotation of a GenBank genome assembly. Lineage: Eukaryota; Metazoa; Nematoda; Chromadorea; Rhabditida; Rhabditidae.
AUGUUCCAGCUUGAUUCGUGGUAUUCGGUGUUAUUCGAAGUGAUGAUCGUCGGAUUCUCGCUGUACAAUUCGCUUCGAAUGACGAGAUGGUGGGAGACGGUUCGAGCCGGCGCGGUGGCCGCCACAAUCGGCAAUCGCGCACCAAGUGUUGAGAAAUUGUACGGUCUUGAUAAGAACAACAACACCAAAAACAACAACAACAUUAAAAAUGAGGAUAAUGUGAAGACUUCGCUGAGCUCAUUCGAUCUUGAUGACACUUCAACGACAGCUGCAACAUUUGAAUCAGAGCAACUAGAAGAUCAAUUUGCGUUUUUGGAUGGAUAUGUUCCGCCGCCCGCGAAACGAGUAAAACUGUCCAUAAAAGACAUCAAUGAAAUAGCGACAAGCAAAAAUAAUUUUACUGUCUACAAGUUCUCGCCAAUUUCGGAACGAAGCGAAGAAACGACAAGCACAAUCACCAAUGAAUCGCCGUGCGCAAAAAAUGCGUCGGCCGAUGUGACACUGAUUUCCGAAGGCGAUAUUGAGGAAGUUAAUAAUCCGGCAAGCUCAAAUACAACGAAAUUUAUCCCAAAUACACCAUCCAAUAAUAGUUUAUCGGUUAUCAAGGAGUGCAGUUUUCUGCUCGACUUCCACACAAAUGUCGCCGAUAUGAAGGAGAAGCUGAGCAAAGUGUUUUGUAGUGAUUUGGACAUAUUCGAGAUGUAUCAUAUUGCUAGGAAUCGGGACCACGACGACCCAAUCCGUGUGCCUGCCUCGUUGUUGAUGAAAGAAACUGGUGUCGCGCAUUUGGAAGACUGCCGAGUGUCGGACGACGAUCUUGAGAGGAAUUGCAGCGCCGCCGAUCGCCGUCGCGUUCUUCUCGAUCUCAUCGCGAAGCGUCGAGGCCUUCGAAUCACCGAGCACACGAUUCAUCUCGCCGCCGCCAUUCUUGACAAAUGCCUUCAGAUGUUUCUCGUCGAGACGGCGACAUUACAACAAUUGGCGGUGAUCUCGUUCGUUGUUGCCAGUAAACUCGAGGAAAUCGAUUGUCUCUCGAUUCGCGAUGCCAUCGUGUGCAAUCUCAUAACUGGCAUCGAGAUUAAAAGUCUUUGCCGUUUGGAGAGAUUUGUUCUGAAAGCGCUGUCAUAUCGCGUCAAUUAUUCAACACCACUUACAUUUGCAAACUUCAUGUUAGUGUUCCUUAAUGCCAAAAAUUCAGUUAUCAAUAUGACACAUUAUAUUUUGGAGUUGGGCCUUCUUCACGUCGCACUUCGAGCGUAUUAUUCACCGGAAGUGGCGCACGCGGCUGUGUGCCUCGCGUUCGCACUUGAUAAAAUGAACCCGCGGGAUUCGUGUAAAUGCCUAUCGGAAGCCGAACGGCGGCUCAACAGACUAACCGAAAUUGAACCGGGUGCGACCCGGCGUAUCAUGAACGUACUCGUCGAACAAUAUGAAUUGGCCUCGAACGAAAAGCACGAGAUUUACGUGGAGUAUGAGCGUGUUGAGCGCGACUCGGUGUCGCUUCGCACAAUCGACAAAAGUCUGAAGCGCGAGGUCUCGAGACGAAACGAGCCGACAAGAGAAUAA